This is a messenger RNA of Archocentrus centrarchus (flier cichlid), 1345 nucleotides long. RefSeq names its product H6 family homeobox 2 (gene hmx2). The record is from RefSeq and is a predicted model, not a curated record. Gene Ontology annotation, cellular component: nucleus. The transcript is spliced from 2 exons. Bases 204 to 1025 code for a protein of 273 amino acids. Gene Ontology annotation, biological process: regulation of transcription by RNA polymerase II. Gene Ontology annotation, molecular function: DNA-binding transcription factor activity, RNA polymerase II-specific; RNA polymerase II transcription regulatory region sequence-specific DNA binding. Lineage: Eukaryota; Metazoa; Chordata; Actinopteri; Cichliformes; Cichlidae.
UACACUCAUGUUCCCCGAGCUCUAGAAAAAACACCUCCAACUCCUUCAAUGUUUAAACCCCACAAUUAAACCGGAUUGGGUUGACAAAAGCCGACAAAAGGCGCUUUCGUAAUUUUUUGCGCACCAAUCCCAUAGAAAGCAAUAACGGAAUACAAGGGGACAGACCGAUUCAGUCAAUACUUCAAUACUGUUAUGAAGCGAGAAUGAGUAGCGCAGAAGACAGCGGGAGCAAGUGCUCGUCGGGCCCGAUUUCCAGCUUUACUAUUCAAUCUAUUUUAGGCACACCAUCCGAUGAGCCGCGCUCCGGGACCAAGGAGCUCUCCAAGGGGCCGCCACCAGCGCCGCGGAGGCGCUCACUGUCGGUGUCCUCCGAGGAGGAGUGCAGCGGCGGGGAGGACUCAGCAGACUGUUUCUGCUCCGACACGGGUCACAGCGAGCCGUGCACCCAGCACCAAGCCCAUAACUUUUCCUGUUUAGGUCCCGCUAAAGGACUUCUGUCUGGAAAUGAUGGGCUCGCACGGCGGCCGCACCUGUCACAGCCUCUGCUGCAGGAUUAUAAGGAGGAGCAGGAGAGACCGUGCCAUCAAAUGUCACCUCUGUCGGAGGACAGACAAACAGACGGUGCGGACAAGCAGGGCAGCUCGGCCAAGAAGAAGACGCGCACGGUUUUCUCCCGGAGUCAGGUGUACCAGCUGGAGUCCACCUUCGACAUGAAGAGGUACCUGAGCAGCUCGGAGCGGGCCUGCUUAGCCUCCAGCCUCCAGCUGACGGAGACUCAAGUCAAGACGUGGUUUCAGAACAGGAGGAACAAAUGGAAACGACAGCUUUCAGCUGAACUGGAGGCGGCCAACAUGGCCCACGCCUCCGCACAGACACUAGUAGGGAUGCCGCUGGUUUUCAGAGAUAACUCCUUACUGCGCGUUCCCGUUCCUAGGUCUAUCGCUUUUCCGACGCCCCUGUACUACCCGGGAAGCAACCUGCCAGCGUUACCUUUAUACAACCUGUAUAACAAAAUCGAGUACUGAUUGACUCUACUGUAUGUUCACUGCAGACCAUGUAAAGAAAAGAAAAAAAAAACGCAUUACAAAAAUAUACGACAUUCUAGGUGUCUCAUAACCCCUGUAUAUUAAUUGUAUCACUUUUCUGUUGAGAAAACUCUUAUUAUGCAGCCAUUGUAUGUCUCACAAGAAAGCAAUCAAGCUUCCCUAUAUGUAUAAAAUACACCAUGUGUAUAAUUAAUUAUAACAAUUUUGUAUUUUUAUUUUAACUUCCUUCUUCUUUAAGUGAUAAACUAUUGGAUUUAAUCCUUCAUAUCACAUUUGAGAAAAAGAUGUUUCAAAAGGAC